AUGGCAUCCCAGGAGGAAAUCCUGAGAGAUGAGCGGUUUAGCCGCAUUACCAGGGAUCCCAGAUUUUGGGAGAUGCCUGAGAAAGAACGUAAAGUCAAGAUUGACAAACGGUUCCGAGCUAUGUUUCAUGAUGAGAAGUUUAAACUGAAAUGCACCAUGGAUAAAAGAGGUCGCCCUGUUAGCUACACUUCUACAGAAAACCUGAGGAAACUUUAUGCCCUGUCAGAAUCUGACUCUGAUCUUUCAGAAAGUGAGAGUAAAGAAAAUUCUCAAAAGAAAAUAAAGAAGAAAAAAAAAGCCAAGCCUAAAAGAGAAGCAGGUUCUGCGAAACUCGUUGCUGAUGGUCUCCCUCAGGAGGAGAGCAAAAUAAAGAAACCAGGGGUGGACCAAACACAUGAAGCAGGGACAAAACUAGAUGGCCUUAAAAGUAAAGGACGAAAAGUUAAGUCUAAAGUCAACUGGAAAGAAGACUCUAAGAAAAGCCCAACAGAAAAUGAUUGCUCUGGGGGGAAUAAGGGUAUUGUAUGCCAAGAGGAGGAGGAGCAAGGAGAUGCAUCAGGAGGAAGGUCAGUUUCAACUCAAAACAAACAAAAGUCUUCACAACGAAGUGGUAGUAAACCAGUUAAAGCAUCCAGAAGGGACCAUUCCCUAGGAGGAAAAAUGAAAGAAUCAGUUGCUGUAUGCAGAGACACCUGUGAUCAAAAUGACAUUAGUAAAAGCUCAUUAGAGGAGGAAAUUCCUUCAAGUGGUGCUUCUGAGUAUGCAGAAUCUGAAGAGGAGGAGCCAGAAGAUCAUGAGGAAAUGAGUGAAGAAGAGGAUCUAGAAGAUGGUGAGGAAGAGGAGGCAGAAGAUGACGGGGAAACAGGUGAAGAAGAGAGCGGUGCAGAGGGUGAUGAAGACAGUGAUGAUGGGGUUGAUCUGGCUAGAGGCAUUGGGAACAUCGAGACGAGCUCGGAGGAUGAUGAGGAUUUGGAUGAUCUGUUCCCAAAGGAGCCAGAGAUUGAGCACUCCUGGCGUGAGCUGGAUAAAGAUGCUCCUCGGGCAGAUGAGAUUACAAGUAGGUUGGCAGUUUGUAAUAUGGAUUGGGAUAGACUGAAGGCUAAGGAUUUGCUGGCUCUGUUUAAUUCUUUCACACCCAAGGGAGGAGCAGUAUUUUCUGUUAAGAUUUAUCCUUCAGAGUUUGGAAAAGAGAGAUUGAAAGAGGAGGAGCAAAAAGGGCCCAUGGAACUAUUGGAUCUACCAGAGAACACCACAGAGAACGAUGGGAUUUAUAAGGAAAAACUACGUGAGUAUCAAUUUAAGCGACUGAAAUACUUCUAUGCAGUUGUGGAAUGUGAUUCUCCUGAAACAGCCAAUAAAAUCUAUGAGGAAUGUGAUGGACUGGAAUUUGAAAGUAGCUGCUCUUUUGUAGACCUCAGAUUUAUUCCAGAUAAUGUUACAUUUGAUGAUAAGCCAAAAGAUGUAGCCUCAGAAGUGAACAUAGCUGCAUAUAAGCCAAAGUACUUCACAUCUGCUGCUAUGGGAACAUCAAAGGUAUCUGUNNNNUGGGAUGAGACAGAUCAUGAGCGAGUAAUGUCACUUAACAGAACUUUUAAAAAAGAGGAACUUCUUGACAUGGAUUUUCAAGCUUAUUUGGCUUCAUCUAGUGAAGAAGAAGAAGAAGAGCAGCAAG
Messenger RNA from Merops nubicus (carmine bee-eater), 1672 nucleotides. RefSeq names its product ESF1, nucleolar pre-rRNA processing protein, homolog (S. cerevisiae) (gene ESF1). Gene Ontology annotation, molecular function: RNA binding. The record is from RefSeq and is a predicted model, not a curated record. Gene Ontology annotation, biological process: rRNA processing. NCBI's taxonomy places the organism in Eukaryota, Metazoa, Chordata, Aves, Coraciiformes, Meropidae. The annotation marks the transcript as partial. The transcript has 7 exons.